CCGGUAGCCAUGUAUGUAACAUUAAGCUUUUUGUAAAUGGAAAUGCUAGCUAACGUUAUUGAGGUCGUCAGAGGUGUCGUUUAAAACUGAAAUCUCAAUUUUAUGAAAUCCCCGGGGACCUCUUCACUCGUAAUGAUAGGGGCGGGGCAGGUAAGCGCUUCGAAGACGAGAGAAAACGGUCGGUUACUUUGGGUUUUUAUUGUCGAUCGUGCUGCAACAGAUUUGUAGGCCACAUACGCAAUUGGUUUGGGAUACGUAUUUUGAAAUAGCAUGGGUAAUUGCCACACAGUUGGACCAAAUGAGGCCCUCGUGGUUUCAGGUGGUUGCUGUGGCUCUGAUGAGAAGACCUACGUGGUGGGAGGCUGGUCCUGGGCCUGGUGGCUCAUCUCAGACAUCCAGAGGAUAACCCUUGAGAUUAUGACCCUGCAGCCCAAGUGUGAGGAUGUAGAGACAGCGGAGGGUGUAGCUAUUACUGUCACUGGGGUGGCACAGUUUCCUAGUCUGUCCAGUGGGCUUGACUACAAUGAGUCCACUGUCACUGACGCAGAGGGAGCUUUAACGAUGAACUUCUCUAACAAGGUCCAUCAUCAGGUGAAGGUGAUGGUAGACAAUGAGCUGCUGGGCUAUGCCUGUGAACAGUUCCUGGGGAAAUCUGUGAUGGAGAUAAAGAGUGUCAUUCUGCAGACCCUGGAGGGUCAUUUACGCUCUAUUCUCGGCACUCUGACGGUGGAGCAGAUCUACCAGGACAGAGACAGAUUUGCUGCUCUGGUGAGGGAGGUGGCAGCGCCUGACGUGGGCCGCAUGGGCAUCGAGAUCCUCAGCUUCACCAUCAAGGAUGUUUAUGAUAAAGUGGAGUACCUUAGUUCCCUGGGGAAGAGUCAGACAGCUGCAGUACAGAGAGACGCAGACAUCGGAGUGGCCGAGGCAGAGAGAGACGCGGGAAUCAGGGAAGCAGAAUGUAAGAAAGAGAUGAUGGACAUCAAGUUCCAAGCAGACACCAAGAUGGCCGACUCUAAGCGAGGGUUGGAGAUGCAGAAGGCUGCUUUCAAUCAAGAAGUCAACACGAAGAAAGCAGAGGCCCAGCUGGCCUACGAGCUGCAGGCUGCCAAGGAGCAGCAGAAGAUCCGUCUGGAGGAGAUAGAGAUCGAGGUGGUUCAGAGGAAGAAGCAAAUCACCAUCGAGGAGAAGGAGAUUGAUCGCACUGAGAAGGAGCUGAUCGCCACGGUCAAGAGGCCUGCCGAGUCUGAGGCCUACAAGAUGCAGCAGCUGGCCGAGGGACAGAAGAUGAAGAAGGUGCUGACGGCCCAAGCGGAGGCAGAGAAGAUCCGUCGUAUCGGAGAGGCAGAGGCCGGCUCCAUAGAGGCUAUAGGGAAGGCUGAGGCUGAGAAGAUGAGGCUGAAGGCUGAGGCCUACCAGCAUUAUGGAGAGGCUGCCAAGACUGCUCUGGUCCUAGAGGCCCUGCCUAAGAUCGCUGGCAAGGUGGCGGCACCCCUGGCCCAGACCAAUGAGAUCGUCAUCCUGAGCGGGGACGGUGGUCGUGUGACCGGCGAGGUUAACCGCCUAUUGGCUGAGCUCCCCGUGUCCGUCAAUGCCCUCACAGGGGUGGACCUGAUGAAGAUCCCUUUGCUUCAGAAGGUGACCAACCCUCAAGCAUGAAAACAAUCCCGUGCACCCUGACUCCAAUUCAUCUCUCUUAUGCACUCUUUAAAUCAACAAGAAACACUUGAAUCCAAGAGUUGUUUUUUUACUACAAAAGAGUCAAGUCGUUUUCAUUUCCUAGACCCCUGGUGCCUUAGCUUAUAGGACCAGAUCAUCUGCAUGGACAACUGAAUGUUAUUUUUUAAAGAACAAAAAAAAGCAAACCUUUUUAUGUUUUGUUUUUAAGUAGUUACCCCCAUUGUGUUCUACUUACACUCGUCUACAUUGUAGAAAAGGGGCAUUCAUCCUGAUUGUUCUGUGCAGGCCUUAUUCUGGUCUGAAAGAUCUUGCCAGGUCUUCACCUUGUGUCUAUGUAGUUUUUUUCAUUGUGUUACACUUAGUACCUUGGAUGUGCCCAUGUUUUUUUUACAGUUACUUGUGCAAGUAUUUCGUCACCCAUUUUUAUUUUUUCAUUCUUACGUGCAGUCAGUGCCUGUUUACCAACCAAGUGGCCAAACCUCAGUAAAAGUAAUGGUUGGCAAUUCAAAAAGUUUAGUGAUACGACAGUGAAACUCAAUGAGAGAUAUAGAAAUGUUGUCCUCCCCCAUCCUCAUAUCAUCUGCUUUUUUCUUUACUAGAAUCUUCACUUCAUUCUUCAUCUUUGGUAUGGGAGAGAUGUGCCUUCUUAGGACAAGACAUGUAAGACACAGAAAGCAUACACAUGAACACGUGUGCAUGGAUCUACAUGUCUGUAUGAAGCCAUAUACUGUCAAGAUUAGCCUUAAUAUAGAGACCCAGGAGUCUUGCUAGCUUUCCUGAUCAUCUGGAUUACCUCAAUCAAUCUAAGCUUUAAUAAUUGUUCUAGUUCUUUCCGACUAUUGAGGCAUCAUAUGACAUAAUAUGCAUUUCAGUCUCUUAGGGUAGCCGAUGUUGUGUUAUAUUAUAUUAUGGUUCCAUUCUUAAAUUACAUAUUCAUUUAUAAAGGAUUUAUCUCUACAGUU
Messenger RNA from Coregonus clupeaformis (lake whitefish), 2639 nucleotides. Its product is annotated as flotillin-2a. The transcript is spliced from 12 exons. Bases 271 to 1656 code for a protein of 461 amino acids. Gene Ontology annotation, biological process: protein localization to plasma membrane; regulation of myoblast differentiation. Gene Ontology annotation, cellular component: plasma membrane. The record is from RefSeq and is a predicted model, not a curated record. NCBI's taxonomy places the organism in Eukaryota, Metazoa, Chordata, Actinopteri, Salmoniformes, Salmonidae.